AUGUUAAGUAAAUUUGAUUACCAGUUUCAAAGCCAGGAGCUGGGUGUUCAAAGAUCACGACCAAGACUCAUGGUUGAUACAUCUAUGGUGGAAUCUUCAUUGGCUGCGCCAGUUGUUAUAACUCGAGGAGCAUAUGCAAAUGAUUUUAAUGGUUUAGGAACAGACGUAGACCCCGAGUCGCAGGAAAACAGUUAUUAUGAAAUGGUAGAAACUCCGAGAACACCAACCUCACUGCCGGCUAGCGAAUACACAUCUUCAAUAUACAAGCUCUCGGCUGGAAGCACGAUAUCACUUGCUAGUUCAGUGUCAGAAGUAUCUUACACAGGUAAUAUGGUGGAUAUGCAGCCUGAAUUUACUCCUCAGUUUCUGACGUUGAUGCUUGAUACAUAUUAUUUGGCCGGUUCCGAUGCUACUCUUACACCAUUUGACUUCCACAACCCUCCGUCAGGAAUUUUAAAUAAAGUUGCAAAGAUCGCUAUAGAAAGAUCUGAAAUCGAAGGCAUGGAUUUAGGGUGUGAACGCAACAAUUGGCUUCUAACUAGUAUUAGGCGACGCAUCAGACAGGAAUUAAGGAAAGAAUUCAAAGAGCGGGAAAUUACAUCUUCACCUCUAGUUCCCAAGUUUGAGUUGGAUAUAAAAAACGAUGCUCCAUUACAAUACAACCAAAGCGGACACUUUACUUGGGAUAUUGAUUAUCAGGUAAGGCAUGCGCCGCACUUUGACAUCGAUGAUACACUAUCUGGUUCACCACCAUCAUUAAGGUGCGAUUCUCCAUAUUUUGGAAUACAGAACGAUUCAAGUGCUAACUUUCUUAACGAGGCCUCCUUGACUCGCAAUGAUUCGACGCAAAUUACGUCACCAGAAGGGCUUAUAGUCUAA
Molecule: messenger RNA, 879 nt
Organism: Eremothecium sinecaudum
Lineage: Eukaryota; Fungi; Ascomycota; Saccharomycetes; Saccharomycetales; Saccharomycetaceae
Gene: CIP1
Product: Cip1p
Exons: 1
Coding region: 1-879 (292 amino acids)
Source: RefSeq, a predicted model, not a curated record